Molecule: messenger RNA, 6721 nt
Organism: Myxocyprinus asiaticus (Chinese sucker)
Lineage: Eukaryota; Metazoa; Chordata; Actinopteri; Cypriniformes; Catostomidae
Product: transcription factor SOX-5-like
Exons: 15
Coding region: 154-2448 (764 amino acids)
Biological process (GO): positive regulation of chondrocyte differentiation; cell fate commitment; regulation of transcription by RNA polymerase II
Cellular component (GO): nucleus
Molecular function (GO): RNA polymerase II cis-regulatory region sequence-specific DNA binding; DNA-binding transcription factor activity, RNA polymerase II-specific
Source: RefSeq, a predicted model, not a curated record
GGCAGAAACAGAAACAGUCUUUAGGUUUUGCGAGAGGUUAGAGGAGCACCAGGCAGCGCAUGUGUGUGUAUGUGUGUGUGCGUACUCUCUGAGGUCUUCGGGUGUUGGAAGUGUAUGUUGUCGUAGAAGGAUUCUCAGACCCCUUGUUCCAGCAUGCUUACUGAGCCUGAGCUUCCUCAGGAGUUUAACAGGAUGUCUUCCAAGCGACCAGCCUCUCCAUAUGGGGGAACAGAUGGAGAGGUAGUCAUGGCGACGAGCAGACAGCGAUUGGACGAUGAAGAGGUUGACGGACAUGCUGUCAUUCACUUGCCCCUGAGUUCGUACUGCAGCAAAGUGUCCCCACGAUCUCCUCGUCUGCUCGACAGCCCCCCAGCACUACACACAAACAUGGAUCAGGAUGGCAGUAAAGGCCUGGCCCUGAGCCCCUAUCCCCAGUACAACUCGUCUACCUCACCCAGUAAACAGCAGCAGGAGGAGGGGUCCAUGCGGCCAGGGAGUGAUCCCAGCCUCAUCGCAGCUCUGGGAACACCAGAGCGACGCAAGGGCAGCCUGGCCGAUGUGGUAGACACGCUCAAACAGCGCAAGAUGGAGGAACUGAUCAAGAAUGAGCCCGAGGAGGCCCCCAGCAUUGAGAGGCUGUUGUCUAAGGACUGGAAGGACAAGCUAUUGGCCAUGGGUUCUGGCAACUUUGGAGAGAUCAAAGGCACCCCGGACAGCCUGGCGGACAAGGAGCGCCAGUUGAUGGGGAUGAUCACGCAGCUCAGCAGUCUCAGAGAGCAGCUACUGGCUGCCCAUGAGGAGCAGAAGAAACUGGCCGCCUCACAGAUCGAAAAACAGCGUCAGCAAAUGGAGCUCGCAAAACAGCAACAGGACCAGAUUGCACGACAACAGCAGCAACUUCUGCAGCAACAGCACAAAAUUAACCUCCUACAGCAACAGAUCCAACAGGUCCAGGGUCAGUUGCCUCCAUUGAUGAUACCUGUGUUUCCUCCAGAUCAGAGAACUUUGGCGGCUGCUGCAGCCCAACAAGGAUUUCUGAUUCCUCCAGGAUUUAACUACAAACCAGGCUGCAGUGACCCUUACCCUCUACAGCUGAUCCCUACUUCUAUGGCAGCUGCUGCUGCUGCUGCAACGCCUGGUCUCGGCCCUCUUCAGCUUCAGCAGUUGUAUGCAGCUCAGCUGGCUGCUAUGCAGGUGUCUCCGGGGGCCAAACACAGCACAGUGCCUCAGGCCAACCUGGCAACCGGCACGCUCUCGCCCACCAGCGGCCAGAGCGAGAAAAGCAGAAACACCCCACCACCAAAGCCCAAGGACGAGGGCGCUCAGCCCUUGAAUCUGUCGUCCAAGCCUAAGGCACCUGAGAGCAAGUCACCCACCUCCCCCGCUUCCCCACAGGUCCCUGCCCUGAAGCUGGGCCCCGGAUCCCUGAAGCACAGUGCCCCCUCCAGCAUCGGAGGACCGCCGUCCAGACUCAGCUCCAUAGAUCUGCUGUCGUCUAUCACCUCUGGCGGCUACCUGAACGAUCAUGAGGCUGUAACCAAAGCCUUCCAGGAGGCCCGACAGAUGAAGGAGCAGCUGAAGAGAGAGCAACAGGUUCUGGAUGCCAAGGUGGCAGCAGUCAACAGCCUGAGUCUCAACAAUGGACGCUCAGAGAAGGAUAAAGCAGCUCUGGAGAGCUUGAGCCAGCAGUUAAAGCAGUCUGAAGAGAGCAAGUUCACUCACGCAAUGAUGGACUUUGGCAUCAGUGGCGAUUCUGAUGGAAGUCCCAGUGUGUCGGACUCACGGAUCUUCAGAGAGGCUCGAGGGCGUGGCAGCAGUGAGCCGCACAUCAAGAGGCCCAUGAAUGCCUUCAUGGUCUGGGCUAAAGAUGAAAGGAGAAAGAUCCUACAAGCCUUUCCUGACAUGCACAACUCUAACAUCAGCAAGAUCCUUGGUUCUCGCUGGAAGGCCAUGACAAACCUGGAAAAGCAGCCAUACUAUGAAGAACAGGCCCGUCUUAGUAAGCAGCACCUUGAAAAGUACCCUGACUACAAAUACAAGCCACGGCCCAAACGCACCUGCCUGGUGGACGGCAAGAAGCUGCGCAUUGGCGAAUACAAAGCCAUCAUGCGCAACCGCAGACAGGAAAUGCGGCAGUAUUUCACUGUAGGGCAGCAGGCCCAGCUGCCCUUGUCACCAGCGGGCGUUGUGUACCCGAGCGCACUCUCGAUGGCGGGAAUGCCAUCUCCACAGAUGCCCUCUGAGCACUCGAGCAUGUCCAGUAGCCCUGAACCAGCCCCGCCUACCAGCCAGCCCUCAUACCUCAGCACCCACAAAAAGGAGGGGGCUCGGGUGAAACAGGAGGAUCUCCGAAUGAAUGACGGCAAUGGCGACGCCUACGAUGACUUCGACUACGAAGACGACGACGCCGACUAUGGCAGCGACAGCGAGAACCACAUCGUUCAGUAAACCUGCCAGUCACAGCCAUCUUACCAAUCACCUGGCAUCUCACACAAGAAAACGUUGUUCUGUCCCCAUACACUGUCCAAUCAGGACUCCUCCAGAGCCAAGCCCCUCCCACGGGAGUCUCGAUAAUGCAGCAAAGCACAGGACCUGUCAAUCAAAAUGACUGUUACAGGAAAAGGAGGGUCUUGUAGAGGAAGCGCAAAACUUGCCUUUGACUCCUGCUGAGCUAACAUACUACGGCAAGUUUGUUUCAAAUCACGAGUAAGCUACGACAACAGGACAAAUUGCAACCAGUUUGUUAUAGAGACAUUUAUUAUGAAAAUUAGAAACACGGACCUGUCAGUUGAUCUGUCAUUGACACUUUAAAAUGGUGGACCUGUUUGUUUAUAAAGAGACUCUUUUAAAACAGCUUUUUUUCUUGAUUCUAUAAUAUUCUCACUCAGGUACACAGUGCCAACAAGUGGCUUGUGAAUGUGAUUUUGUUGUUUUUGUGCUACAGUUUUAUUCGAGAAAAAAGACAUUUAUUUUCCUCAUCACCAUAAAUGCACCUGACAGAAGUCAUGACAAACAUUUCCUAUUUGCUGAAUCUUUCUAUCACCCUCAUGCCCAUAUCCUCUUACAGUCAACAAUGUCUUUUCUUUUGGACGAAAGGAUGGAAGGGAGGAUUCAAGUCCCUUCACUCAGGAGUCUGGACAAAUGCUGAAUGACAGACAAUCCCUCCUUCCUCGCAUCUUUUCCUCUUGACACACUUUUCCUUUUUCCUCUUCUCUGUGGGAACUCUGGACAUUGAUGUGUCUCUCUCUCAGGUGUGGAGACAAACUUUAUGAGAUAGCACAAACUUUGUGUUUGCCGAACAGCUGACAUGGAGAAGGUUGUCGUGGAGAGUGAAGCCUCGAGCAGAAUUAUUGUAUGCGUGCACGUUUCGUUAUGUUUGUAAUUCCUAACAUGUGUGUGGAUGAAUGCGCCUUUCAUGAUAGAUUUUAAGUUAAUUUUUGUUACAUGUAGACGGUUGAUGUGCUGGUCAUGUGAACAUUUAAAAACAUUCAAUAUAUAUGUAAUAUUAAAUUCAUAAAUUUCAUGCUAGCAAGCAGAUUGACACUGCAUUGGUGCACAGCAACACAAAAUUAUGAGCCAUCCUUCUUUCAUUCCUUCCUACAUCCCUGUUUCCAUCAUUUCUUCCUACUUCUUUCCUUCCUCCUCCCUUCCUUCCUACUUUCUUUUUCCUUCCUCCACCAUUCCUUCAUACUUCUUUACUUCCUCCUCCCUUCCUUCCUACUUUCUUUUUCCUUCCUCCACCAUUCCUUUAUACUUCUUUACUUCCUCCUCCCUUCCUUCAUACUUCCUUCUUUCCUUCCUCCAUAUUUCCUUCCUUGCUUGCUUCUUUCUUUCCUUUGUUGCUUUCUUCUUCCUUUCUUUCCUUCCUUUCUUUUUUCUUUCUUUCUCAUUAUCUCCCUGAACAACCUGUUUUUCUUUUCAUCAGUUUCAUCAUUCCAAAAGGAAAAGAGAUGGGUAAAGAAUGGUCUCUAGAUAAGAGCCUGUGCUUGAAUGGCAUACUGAAGGAGAAGAAAAGAGUGUCUGUAUAGGACUCCACUCCAUCCUUUCCACAAGCCCCAGCACUCAGUACUCUGUAGAAAGAUAGAAAGGCUCCCAAACACUCAGAGAAACCAGGGAUCUCCACACAAGCAAACCAUGUGUGUGUGCUUAUGUGUGUUUCAAUCAGUGCCCCUUAAUAUAUCUCACAUCUCUUGUCCUCUGCAGGGGUUUGUGUUCUGUCUCUACCUCCUCUUUAUUUCCUUCAAUUUUCCCAUCUAUCACACUGUUUAUCUGUGCAGAGGAGCGUCAGAGCCGUGCCAUCAGUCAUUUGCUCCCUGUGUGGCUUUCACUGACCCACUCCAUCUCACUGCACCUGUGUGGCUGCUGUUGGCACAGCAACAGCAUUUGAUUGACGGCUGACCUAACUGUAACUACACUGCCAGCCUCUCUCCGGCCUGGUGUGGGCAUGAGCGGGCAGCUGGAGGGGAGAGAAACACAAGCUGUUUAGUGAACAUCAGCCAGAUACAUCUCUGCUGUCUGCACUCCUAUAGAUUUACACUGCAAAAAAACAUUUUCUUAAUCAGUAUUUUUGUCUAGUUUUACAAUAAAAAUGUCUAAAAAUCCUAAAAACAAGAUUUUGUGAGAUGUUACGCAAGUUUUAUUGUGUAAGACUUGUUUUCAGAGAAUAUAUCAUGAAUUUAUGUUUGCCCCAUUGGCAAAUGUUUGUCUAGUUUUAAGCAUAACUUUAAUUUUGUGGGGUUUAUGCUUAGAACAAGAACGCAAUUUGCCAAUGCUAUAUAAGAUAUAUUGUCUAAGUCUUAUUAUCUUACACACUUUUCCUUAAGUAAAUCUAUCUUGUUUUAUGGAUGUUUAUAUAUUUUUACUGGAAAACAAAAAUUAUUAAUGAAAAUUGUUUUGCACCUUAAAGCCCUACACAGCACAGCACAAAUCAAAUUAUAUGUUCAGACUGCACACAUAUAAUAAAAAUCGAUACAAAUUAUGAAAACGUAUCAAUACAAAUGCGCAAUUCCACUUUUCUGUCCUACAUGGGAUUUUUCUAAAAAUGUGGCUAUUGUCCCGUAAUCUUGAAGGUACUCUGAUGCCUGCAAUGCUAGCAACAUAAUUUACACACUUAACACUCACUCUGACCGAACGCAUUUUGCGCGAUCCUCUUUGUUUAGUUUGUUUGGUUUAAUCAGGUCCAGCCCCAUCCGUUACAGUCGUUUGUAUUUGUGUUUUGCCUCCAUGUCAACGUCACUCUGCUGUCGAGGUUGAGAGGAGCCGUUUCAGAUUCUGCAUGUCAAUGUUUUAGUUUGUAUUUGCAAAUACUGUAUUUUAUUUUCUUUUAAACUGCCUAUAGUGUAAUAAUAUUAUUAACAAUAAUUAUAAGAUUAGGCAGCAUUUUCUUAAGUUUAGUAAGUUAUGUACAGUAUAAUUUAUUAUUUUCCUCCAGUUGGAGUUUUUUUAUGAUCGUAUGGAAACUGCGCUUGAUAAAGCAUUAUAUUUAGCUGGGUAGUUAUUUAGAUCUAAUUAUUAUGUUCAAUAUUUUCUUUUGUUUUUUUCUUCUUUUUAUGUUUUUUUUUUUAAUUAUUAUUAUUAAUCCUAUUUUGACGCUGGUAUAUCUCUGAGAAAGUGGUCACAGUGAACUGCUGACAUGAAGGAAAAGAGACAUUUCUCUUUUUCAUCAUUUUCGUUUCUCAUACGUGCAUUGUUCAUGAACUCUAAACACAUUUCUAAAAGCACUAGGACUCUGAAUACUCUGAGAAGAACAUGAUAUUUUUAUUUGUAAUGGUUUAUGUAUAAUGUGAAGUUCCUAUCUGUUGAAAUCUUUUUUUUUUUUUAUACUGAAGAUAAAGAAAACUAUAUUAUACCCCAGUUGUUAUUGAACAGAACAAUCCUCUUACGAUUCACUGGAAGAUCAUUGGUUUGGACUGAUGCAUUUGUAAACCUACUGUGUUUUAGAGUACAGUUCAAUUCACAGUUUUAAUACAGAGCAUCUAUCUCUUCAAUCUAAACACAGAAUCUUUCUGAAUUCGUAAUCAGAUUGUCUGAUUCCAGUGACGCUCCAGUGAAUGGCCGUAUUUUUAUCUGUUGGACUCCAGAAUUGUUUUAGCUCCACACUAUGUCUCCCUCUGUCAAUCAAACUCACAAAAGUGAUGUCACAAUCACAAAAUAGCAGCCAUCUGGUGUGACCAUGUUUUCUCAUGUAGAAAUUCCCACAAUCAUAUCAAUCAGACACGUAUACUAGAGGAAGAACUGGCUGGUUUUAACAUACAGGGUCACAUUGUGUCAAUUAUCUGAUGGCACGGUAACCUCAUGGGCUUUAUGAACACAUAUGUGAUGAAUUUAAAGAUCAUGAUGAUGAUGAUGACCUGUAUUAUGAACGAUAAUAGAAAAGACAAUCAAUGUCGUGUGGAGCUCAAAACAAUGUUAAACGAUGACAAACAAAAAGUACUUAUCUUACCAUCUCAACUUGAAAAUCGAGAAAGAUAAUUAUGUAAAUAUAGCAUAGAGUUAUAGAUUUAUAUUUUGUUCAUAACACAGUGUAAUAUAAGUUGUAUAUUUCUUUCUUUUAUUGAUGUUAUUCAUGCCACAAUAAAAGCAAGAGUUACUGUACUCUUAUGGAGGAAAAAAAAAAAAAAAAGCAAGCUGUGGGUUACCACCAUCUGUUCUAAGUUGACGUUUUUCAGUAUUACUGCCAGUCAAGGCUCAAAUAAAAGCAGCAAUGUGUUCUGUAUCUCUA